GCCCCGUCCAUCACCGCGCGGGGGGCGGGCCCGGCCAAUGGCGGGCGCGUGUGGCGCCCGUCACCGUGGCGACGGGGCCGGUCCCGGGGAGGCGGUGAUGGGUUGACAGGUGCGUGACAGUCGGGAGCUUCUCCGCAGGCAUGUACGGCAAAGGCAAGAGCAACAGCAGCGUCCCGUCCGACAGCCAGGCCCGCGAGAAAUUAGCACUGUACGUAUAUGAAUAUCUGCUCCAUGUAGGAGCCCAGAAAUCAGCCCAGACAUUUUUAUCAGAGAUAAGAUGGGAAAAAAACAUCACACUGGGGGAGCCCCCAGGAUUCUUGCAUUCCUGGUGGUGUGUGUUCUGGGAUCUCUACUGUGCAGCUCCAGAAAGACGAGAAACAUGUGAACACUCGAGUGAAGCAAAAGCUUUUCAUGACUACAUGGCUUUCAGUGGAAAAGAAAUUGUGAGAUUUCUAAGUGCUGCAGCAGCUCCCAGCCCAGUGCUAGGAAACAUUCCCCCAGGAGAUGGCAUGCCAGUAGGUCCAGUACCACCGGGGUUUUUUCAGCCUUUCAUGUCCCCGCGGUACCCUGGAGGUCCAAGGCCACCUCUCAGAAUACCCAACCAGGCCCUUGGAGGUGUCCCGGGGAGUCAGCCCCUCUUGCCCAGCGGGAUGGACCCCACACGGCAGCAGGGUCAUCCAAACAUGGGUGGGCCAAUGCAGAGGAUGACUCCUCCAAGGGGAAUGGUGCCAUUAGGACCACAGAACUAUGGAGGUGCCAUGAGACCCCCUCUGAACGCUUUAGGUGGCCCGGGGAUGCCUGGGAUGAACAUGGGUCCUGGGGGUGGUAGACCUUGGCCAAACCCAACCAAUGCCAAUUCUAUACCUUAUUCCUCAGCCUCGCCUGGGAACUACGUGGGUCCUCCAGGAGGUGGAGGGCCACCUGGAACACCCAUCAUGCCUAGUCCUGCAGAUUCAACCAACUCUGGAGACAACAUGUACACUUUAAUGAACGCUGUGCCACCUGGGCCCAACAGACCUAAUUUUCCACUGGGGCCAGGCUCAGAUGGACCCAUGAGUGGACUGGGUGGAAUGGACUCACAUCAUAUGAAUGGAUCAUUAGGCUCAGGAGACAUGGACAGUAUUUCCAAAAACUCUCCCAGUAACAUGAGCAUGAGCAACCAGCCUGGCACUCCCAGGGAUGACAGUGAGAUGGGUGGAAACUUCCUAAACCCUUUCCAGAGUGAGAGUUACUCCCCUAGCAUGACAAUGAGUGUGUGACCCGUUCACAUGUGUCGCCAUGAAGACCACAGUGAGUUGGCCCUCUCCAGAGAGCUACUGCAGAAGAAAAUUAUUCAUCCCAGUGUACAGUUUAACUAAAGGAUCUCAGACACAAUCAGACCCACCUGUUUGGUUUUUUUUCCCUACCAUCUCCCCUGUUUUGUCAAGACAGUGGGUCCCAAACAUGCUUGAGACAACUGUAAGGAGUGACAUGAGAGAAGUACCCGAGGUGGAGCUGCAAGCGCCUGUCUGUGUGUGUACACGUGUGGGUCAGCGUGGGGUGUGUGUGUGUGACACACCAAACACACACACACACACACAGACCCCAGGACACUGUAAAAUAGGAUCACAUGACAUCUUACGUAGAAAUCAGAAGUAGGGAAUUUUGUUCCAUUUUGGUUUAUUUUUCCUUUCACGUUUACAUUUUAAUUAUUAAAAUUUGCUUUCCCUCUCCCCUCCUGAACUGUUUUAUGUUGCAUAUAUCACUGCUUUGUAAGUUAUUUUUUAAGUUGAACUCAAAGGAUAAAUUCUUUUGAUUUUGUUAGUGUCUGCCAUUAUGGAUAGGAAUAAAAUUGCUUAUACGAGCUUUCAUUACCUUGUGUUUGAUACCAGUUUGAUACCCUGUGAAUCACAAAUUGUACUAUCUCAAGAAAUAGAAGAAAGCUCAUCUUAAUUUUUUUGAGAAAUGUAAUAACUUCCACCUAGUUUGGGGAUUUUUUUUGAUACUUUGCCUUUAAGAGGAAAAAAAAAGCACUGAAGGUUAUUUUUCUUCUUUAAUUGAAGCCUAAUAUCUGCAAUAUCUAUUUUAAAUGGAAGCCUGAAUUUGAUACAAGCUUCUCAGUUUAUAUAGAGUACUAUAAGGUUACUGUAAGUGAGCUCCAAUUGCUAUAGAAUCUAGCAAUAAAGUGUCAGGGCUUCUCUUGCCCUUGGAAUUGAGUUUUCUAUUUAGCAUGGUCUUCUGUAGAGGUGGUAGUUAGUAGAAAUACAGUAGAGUCCUUAUCACCAAAACAUUUUCUAACAACUUACAAUUAUGCUUCCCAUUUUCAGUGAUUCUCAAACAAAUAUGAGCAAUCCAUGUACUCAAUUAUAAGCAGUAUUUCCCAAGCCCAUUUAGAAAAUCAGGUCACCCUGCUGCUUGGGUGUGUUUUCUUUCAUAUCUGCCAGAAUUAAUUCCCACAAAACUUUCCAGUCAGCAGCCUUUUUUUUUUUUUUUCCUUUUGAGCCAAAAUACCACAGUAAACUUUUUAUGACUACUAGCUUUGUUGUGAGGAUGUUACCUUUUGCCAUGAACAGAAGAGGAACAAAGGUCUGGGCCCUUUUAUAAGGAGGACAUACAGUUAGAUAUGAAAGCAGGGAACAGAAUGCAGCAAAAGGCCUAAAGGAAUCACUUCUGGAAGCAUUCCCAUUUCUCUUCAGGUAGAGCGCUGAACAAAGAUUAUGGUACAUUUACUUAGUUCCUGAUGAUUUUCAGCUCCCCCAAGAAAACAAAGGUUUUCAGUUUGUAGUGAUAGAAAGGCUGAUGAUUGGCAAUGCAAGCACAAAGUUGCUCAGCAGAAAUUCAUGCCACAGAAAAACAGCAAAUUCCUCUCCUUGGACUUAAAUCCAGAAGAGCUACUUUCAGAGGAGGAGCAGUUCUGGGAUGUGGUAUGUCCAUAUGCAAAGGGAUUUUCUUUCGUGAACUUGUGAUAAAGGAGCAUAUGUGCUGGGCUUGUGAUGGUAGCUGAACAUAACAGGAUGUGUAAGGAAUACUAUAAUCUCCUAACUAAUUUUUAUUUCCAUAUAUUAUAUGUGUAUAAUAUAUGGAAAUAAAAAGAUUUAACACUUUACUCUCCACUUAGGGCUGUUAAAAAAUUAAAGUCUCAAAGGAUUAAAAUUCUGUUGAAAUAUCAAACAUUUUGGUAGCAUUACUUUUGAGAAAGAACUACUUGAUUAGAUGUAAACAUGACCUAGAUAGUCAUUAUAUGGUUUUGUAGGCUGUAUUCUUAUUGAUUAUGAAGGUCGCAUUCAUUUGCUUCUCUUCAGAAAACAUUUUGUUCAUGUCUCCAGAGAUGCUGGAAGAUCCUGUUAUUGGCUUGAGUCACAACCACAAAAUCAGGUGUAAUUUCCUCAGACCCUUUGCUAUUGUCACUAAAACCACUAACACCCCAUUACAUCCAGAGUCCAGGUGUUCUUGCAGCCUGUGUUUGCCACCUGAGUUAUCUGUGGUAGCCUUCCAGGGACCUAAGGACUCUUUCUGGCCCAGUUUCAGUCAGAAGAUGUCACUGCUGAUGGACUAAGGUUGAUGGGAACAGUGCAUCAAGUGCCAAAGCCCAUUCCCAGGUCAGUGAGUUGUUAGGCACCUUGGAAAAGAUGGAAGUCUGACCAUUAAACCUGCACAUGGAACUGAUGACACAGAUUGGAUAGCAUUAUUAAAACACAUUAUCCUCACUUUUGUACAAGAGCAUAACAUCCUUUCAGCACAUAAUUUAGUCACUGUGUCCUGUAUUUCUCAUACCCACAUAGCCCCACAGGCAGCAGCUGAUGUCACUAAUGCUUUGUCCAAGGCUUUACCCAGCCUCAGGCAGACUUCUGGAGAGGCCAUGUUCUGCAGCUGAACCAUUAGAAAACAAUCUUAUGUGUUAAUUACUCAAUUUCAAAAUUACACCUUUGGAUUAUUUUUUUUCUUAAUAUGCACAGGGCUUUUUGCUUGUUCAUUUUUCUUUUGCUUACAAAACCUUGCAGGAUUUUCAUGGUAUCUGGAGUAUCAAUAUGGGAAGAAAGAUUAUUCCCAAGCACUCCGUUUUUGCUCCCACUUACAUUUCUUAUGCUCCAGAUUCCAGAAGCAAUGUAACUGCUGUUUGGUUCUGUCCUUAUGCAAGAGCACUGUUGAUAAUGUCUGAACUUGUCCAGCUCUGGUAGGAAUUUUAUUUUAAGUAGUGCAGGGUUCUCUUCUCACACUGGGUUUUUAGAUAGACCUUGCUCUUUAGUAUAGAAAUAAAUAGAAGGUGGUUCUGUAAAUGAGUCUUUCAGGAAAAGUUGAAAUAAGCCUUUUUAAAAACAGAAGUUAUUAAAUCUUAGAGUACCAGAAAUGGAGACUAAGGGAUCUCAUACUGUGACAACUCUUGCAAAUAUCCCAGCUUUGUAGAAAUCAGCUGAAACUGGAUUCACGUGUGAACUUCACAGUGAAACCAGGGUCCUACUUGCUGCUUAAACCAAUGGAAAGGAGCAUUCAGACCCAGAUGUAUCCUUCACAUCACCCAGAUUUUAUUGCAUGUCUAAGUCUUGUGUAGGCAAGAACAGGGUUUGAGGCAAGGAAGAAGCUGUCUGAAUCACAGAUAAAGCAUGUGGCCUGGCAUGCAUUAACAAAAUACUUAGAUAUUUGCAUGUAGGGAUUAAAUUAUUUUCUUAACUACCUGAGAAUGAAGAAAAACUGCAGUUGCACUUCCACCCUCCAGAAAUUCCAGGGUUUUUUGGGAGCCCUCUGGUUGCAGAGCCCUGGCCACCCAACAUGUCACGUGUUCAGAGACAGUAACAACUUUCAGGCUUUCAGCCUGUUCCUCAUAAUGUAGGAUUAAAUGUUCCAUGUCCCAGGACAUCCAGCUGUUCCUUUCCCAUCCAACAGGAAUACUCAGUGAGAAAUAUAUAGGCUAAUCAUUUAUUUUAAAUAAUUCCACUCCAGAAGAAGUGCAUAGAAGUUUGCUUCUUUAAGGAUGCAUCAACGGACAGCUUCUUGAACUGCCUAAAACCAAUUGAAUUUUCCUCUAUUCUGUGGCUAGCAAAUGCAAUAUUGCAUGUGCAAAUGAUUUGGAAUCAAAUUUAAUGAGGAACCAGCUGUUACAAUAUUUAGUGUUGAUCACUUUAUUCAAAAUUACUUUUUGGCUGAUACAUGUUGCACAGGUUUCUAUUUCUGUAUCAGUUAAUUAUUAAGUGUUUUCCCCUGUUCAUUCAUAGUUAGCUCUGAUCCAUUGUUGCUGUUGUUGUGGCUAAGUAUGGAUUGGAUUCUUCAGUAUUUGACCCUACACAUAUGCAUUUCAAGAUUGUAAAAUAUACCUUAAUGUAAAAAGUACAGGUAAAUGCUGUCAUAGACACACUUGGGUUUGCUCAGGCCUUAAGAAUGGGAAUCCUGACAAAGCACAUCUUUCAAAUAAAACUCAAUAAUUUUGUUAUCUCACAUUGAGGAUCCAAUUCAUGAUUUAGUGAUUCAAAACAACUGUUAAAAUUCAGAAAUAAAUUAGUUAGGUUUAAAUUUUGCUGUAUGCAGCUCUCUCUACUUUUUAGAUAUUAUUGGCACAGUUCUAUAAACUACUGCUUGUGCCAGUUCUGCUGAAACUUUGAUGAAACCAUUCACAUAAGGUCAUUUUCUGGAUACGAUUUCACCCCAAUCUGGGUUAUAUAUUUAACUUAUCUGUGGUGUAACAUUAUUUGGCAGAUGUAAAAACUGAGUACACAGGCAAAAUACAGAGGGUCUGUUGAAAUUACCAAAAUGAUGUUUCAACCUGAAAAAUGAGAGAAGAGUGUUUAAAAUACUGCUUUGAGUGCACUCUUGUAUGGUGGCUACAUGUUAGAAACAAAUUACAGUACCAAAUCUUAAAAAAAUUAAUGGAUCAUCUACUCAGCAUGUGAAAAUUCUGAUUCUGCCAACAGCUUCACCUUGAUUUGAAACUGAGCCUGCACAUAGUUAAUUUUCAACAGAUCUAAUAAUACAGGUAGUAUCCUUCAGGAAAUUAAAAAAGUAGGACUGUAAUAAUCUAAACCCAUGCUUGAACAUGGACAGUCUAGAACUAAGAUUAAGUCUUUCCUAAGCAGACAUUCAUAUAUAGAUUUUACCCGUGCAGGAGCAUGUUUAUGUAUCGAUAGUACUGACAUGCAGAGCAGAUUUGGCUUUCUUCUGUUUCUUGCUUUAUUAGAGCUUUGUUCACUAUUACAUGAACUAUUUCUGUGAAUUUGUUCUUCCAUCUUGUUUUCAGUUGUGCAGCCAUAGUUUCCCUCAACAUAGCCAACAGCUUUGCAGUUUUAGUCCAAACUUCUGUUUGGUUGCUGCUCAUCAUUUAAGCUUAAAAUGUGUAAGAAAACCUCUCAUGUAAUAGGAAAACUGGCCAGAAAAAUGUAUAAAGGUUUUCUUGGGUACAUGUUUUCAAAUUUAAUAAAUACAGUUUUCAGUUAUAAUUUGAAAUGGUCACUUUCUAGCUACUAUUUCAGUUUUGUGUGCAGAAGAAAUUGAGAGAGGAAAAGAAAAUCACCGUUUUUUUCUUUAUUUUAGUUCAGCAUUGUAAAUAUUUGCUGAAAGACAUGGUUUCGGGGAAAUCAGAUCAAAAAGAGAUUUGCUGCCUAGUUGCUAUAAAUAGUACAGCUGGACUUCAUGUUGAAAGCUCCUUCCACAUCCCCAAAAGUGUGCAGCUUGACAUCUGAUUUGUGUGACCUUGUACAAAGCCUAAUUCACAAACAGUGGUUUAAUUUGCCUGGUCAGUGUUUUCAGUGUGUCUCAUGGAUGAUUCAGGGUUCUGUGGUCUCAGAAGAGCGACUGAGUGGUUGAGCAGGCUUGUUCCCAGGGUCAGGUGGCUCAGGACUGGGCAAUUAUCCACCAGAAACAAGGUGUUCGUUCGCUACCUCGCUGUUCUCUUGAGAACUUGCACAACUCUUCUUGCCGUUAGGUUCUGGGGAUCCUUUAAAGAUCUUACAAUGCUGAGACAAGAGGCUGGGUUUUACUAAGAGAAAAUUCUGGCAGUUUUAGCAUCAGUUUUCAUAGGGAAACACCAUAAAACAUGGGGAUUUUGAAAGGUGAUGUGUUCUCAAUAGCCUGGGUGAACUAGGAAAUAGACUGUACGGUCUAGGAGUUUGGGCUAUUAGAGAGAUACUGAAAUCAUCAGUAAUUGCUUUUGAUGGGAAAAAUUAUUGUUGUGGAACAAUUGCUCUGAUCUCUGAGGAGUCAAAUUGUCAACUAGAUGAACUGGAUAUUUUAGGCUUUAUUUCUGUUGUUUUAAUCUACGUGUUUUAGCCUCUCUCACUUGGACUUCCCCAUUAAAUGUACUGUGCCAGAUCUUUGCACAAAAAUAAGAGUAUUUUGCCCAACAAACAUGCAGGAAGUUGUUCACAUCUGUAACUAGAGCCCUGCUGUAGAGAGUUCAUUUCAUUAGAGAGAAAUUGAGUAUAACACCAGAUAAGGAGUGGCACUGCAGCAUCCUGAGAGCUCUCACUGCUCAAGAUCAGGAAACUUAACCCAUAUACUUGCAAAUUAGACUAGAUGGUUCCUAACAAUGACAGAAGAUAGCUUGAAAGAAAAGCUGAUUCUCGUCAUGCAGACUGGAGGAAAAUAAAAUUCCAAAUACAGGAUAUACUUAAUUGAGGUAGAAAAAAAAAACCUAAGGCUGUCUGUAACAGAAGCACGGAUCACAUCCAGUAGUUUAGUGGGAAAGCAAAGUGAUGUUACUAAAUUGUUGUCAAUAACCAUAACAUCUAAAAGCAGGUAUAAGCUAUGUUCAUUUUCAUUUUUCUAGUAUCUUUUGUUUUUUCUGAUUAUGUUGUAGUUUUGAUUUGAUUUGCAUUUACAUUAAUGGAUAAGGAAGAGAGCACAAGUUCCUAAAGUAGAGCUGGAAUUAGAGACAUGGAAGAGUGGUGUGAGUAAAGCUGGAGUUUUCUGUUAGUUAAAAAUCAAGUGAAUUUUUAUAUCAUAUUUUUCCAGGACAAAAAGCAUACAUAAAAUAAACUUUGGCUCUGUCAUGUCUUUGAGAAGUGUGAAUCCAAUUGCUGUGUGUGCUUGACACCAGUUUUGAGGGGGUUUUUUUUUUCAAAUAUCCCCUUGGAAUACAUCUAUUUUAUGCAUGUUUGGCUAAAACCAGAAAAACAAAGCACUUUUUUAAAUGGAUUUCUGUACACACAUCUGGUUCUGGUGGGAAGAGGAGGAAGAUUUGUUAGCUGGUGGGUUAGCAUAUUUAUGUGAAUUACUUACAGCAUUGGUAGACUACUGUCAACUUUGUUCACAUUGCACAAGAUACUCUGUGUUGUCUACUGCUGGCGUUAUAACCUCGGUGAUCCAUGCAUAUCCUGUAAAUUCCUGUAGGUUUUGUGUAAGAAAUCUUGCCACCACUGCUUGCUACUGUAAAUUCUUGUUUUGAAGCAAGAGGUGGCAUUUGACUGUACAGCCAUGUGUAUUAUAUACUGCAACAGUCCUUGUUCUGCCCUCUGAACUCACUGUCCACAUAGAGUUGAAGCUCUCUUAAGCACGCUUAGUGGUUUCAGAAUUUAUUUCAAACAGCAGAUCUAUAAGCCAUUUACUGGAAUAUUAAAUGUAAUGUAAGAUAAUUCAACCCAGUUCAUAUCCUUUCUGAGAGCUUGGGGUUGGAUUUGAGCAGGCAGCUGCAGGUUUUGUGGUGUCCCAGGUGCCUGUGCCUGCACACCUGAGAGGGUCACACCUGUGCAGUGUCCCCUGGAAAAGGGGUGCCCCAGGCACUGCACGUGGGCAGGCUGCUGCCUUACACAGAUGUGUGAGCUGCUGUCUUUUUUAUUCCCCAAAAACUGCAGCAGUGCCAAGACAGAAGCCCAUCUCUAAGGGCAUACGGGAGGCACAGCACUGCCUCUGCAUUGUGUCCUCAUCCCCACCCACCGCAGGCUUUACCUGAGGUGGUGUUUUAAGGAGAUUUGAACUCUCUGUCUGGUUACUGAGAGAGAAAAAUAACCUGAAUUCUGGGACUCUGCAUUCUUUUUUACAGUAUUUUAUGAUAUACAACAAAGACCUAAAAAUGUCUGUGUGUUCUUUGCUGGUUUCUGACAUCAGAAUUUCAAGUCCCAUCUAGUCUGAAAGGCAAUGAUGGGAAAAGUGAAGAAGCCUGGAAAGUUGAAGGGGAUUCUUACUUGGAUUAUUUUAAAUUCUGUGUUUCUAUUGAUAGUUUAGUUAAAUGAGUAGGCUAAUCUUUAGAAUCAAGGCAGUCUUAAUGACUUUGCACCUUCACCUUUCAUGUAAGACUUUGAGAACUUGCAAUAAGUGUUUCUCAUGCUUACAGUCCAAUUUGUAGAUAAAUUCCCUGUAUUUCUAAGAUCAAAAAAUAUUUCUACAGUUACUUCAGCCCUUUACAGAAAACAACAGGGCAAUCCCAGUCCCAUAAUCCCAAGUAUUUGUAGCUGUAUUUUAGACAAAGAAUGACUUUCAACAUCAUAAAUGAAACUAAUGUUCAAUGUUCCAGUCUCUGGAAGUAAAGGAAACCUCAGUAAUUUUGCAAACCAGCAAGAGUGAAACUUGUCUAUAUAAAUAUUAAUGUAGAAAGUGCAUGCAAAACUUGAUACUGCCUCUGACCUUAAUUGUUACUAUUGAUACUAUUGGGGAUCUCACAAAUGUGUGUUUCAGAACGCUGUAUUUCUCCUCAGUGUAUGCUUCAUCCUCAUUACCAACAGCUCCUGCAAAGAGCCAGCCCAUGCCAUAGCCAAGGCGUGGGGAUGCAGAACUCCCACAGCACCAUGGAUACAUGGACAUGUGUGCGUGUUGUAUUAGGAUGAGUAACCACUCCAGCUGCAAACCCCUCCAGACCUUGUGCGUAACUCUCCAGGGCAGCCUCUGGGAUGUCUGGGAGGGCUGCAGUCCCUGUGCACCAGAGCUGCCUGGCAGCAUUCCCAUCCAAAGUGUCUCUGGGUCUUGCUUUGGGAGAUUGUCAUGAACUCAAGCCUCACUGUUUAUUGUGUGAUGAGCUCCUUGCCAGACUGUGAGCUGCAAAGGCAUGGAUGGUGUGGGUCACUGACCCAAAGCGUGUCCGGCUUGGAGCCUCAGACAGGGCUGUGACAGACUGGAUUGUCACGGUGAUACUGUGCCGCUACAUCAGACUUGUUUCCGCUCCACACUGUGGCCUGAUUCAUCCUGCCCUAAUUUCAGCUGGCUAAAAAUUACCAGCCUGGGUCUCUUGUGUAAAUCAGAAGACAGACACAAGUGGAGAUGCCUCUGGAAGAUUGCAUUGUGGCAUCAUUUGCCCUCACCACUAAUAAACAGCCGGAAUUAGGUAGGAUGAAUCCAAGUGUGUACAAUUUGCUUCUCACACCUCUACACAAAAGUGUAUUUAUUUGAGUUUGGAAUGGGCAAGAAUAAUGCAGCUCCUUUGAACCUGAAUCCGAGUGACUUACAGAUGACUUUUUCAAUUCAGUCUCAAGCAUGAGAUUUCUGCCCUGUAGUGCUAUUUUCUUUAUUUUUACUUCAAUUUUAAUGAACAGCUGUAGCUUGAACUUGCAACUUAUUGGAACAUUUCUAGAGAGAUUACCCCUGCCUAGGAAUCCUCACCUGUAUUUGUUAAGUGGGCUUCCUUGUUACCUGCACUGAUUUUCACUGGAAGCAACACAGGGAGAAACCAUUGCAUAGAUCAAUCAACACCAGCAAUAGCAUAUGCAGCUUUUAAAUUCGGCUGUGAGCUUGUAACUAAGGUAUUAAUGUUCAUACUUUCCUGGUGCUGCUAAAGAUUCCUUUCCUGAGAGCUUCAAGGAAUAAAUUUAGGAGGUUCUGGUUGAGGAUUGUGUGAAUACAAGUAGUAAUAGCAGUUUAUGGUAGGGUUUUGGGGGGGAAACUUGUGAUAAACUUGUUGGGAUUUGGUGUGCUGGUUUGAAGAUGAGGGAAUAUCCCAUGUCAGGUAGAGCAGAUAUGCAGGCACUGUUACUGCGGGUUAGCAGAGGCCACUUCCAGCAGGUUCCUCCUCUAGUUCCCCUUGAUACCUUCCUCCAUUACCUGCCGGUAUGAAAUCCUGAACAGCAGUUGUGCCAAUUGUUGUGGCAAGCUGAGGAACAGCUCAAGGUUAAAACUCAAACAUUGUAGCUGCAACCUUCAUCAAAUGUCCACAUUCUCAGAGCUGAGCUGGGACAGCAGUCGCCUCCACAGUUACCCUGUAAUUUCAUCACACAAAAGUGGUGUCACUUUUUAUGAGUUUAACAGGAGCAGUAUUGAUCCAUUCACUUUGUUUCCUAAGUUGUGAGUUAUUCGCUGUUGGAAAUGACACAGAUCUUGUGUAGCUAUGAAUAGAAAAAUAGAGCUUUGUUUCUUAUGAUGAGCUGGUACAGUUCCUGCUCUGCUGUUCAAUAUUUUUGAGUGCUAAAGUUAACCGAAAUGCUACCUUCAUGGUUUAUCUCAGCCUGAGCUCUGCAUGAAAAUGGGUAUGAAUUUCCAGUUGCUGUUCCUGGUUUCUCUGUGAAUUCUGAGCCAAAGGUAAAGCAGUGGGAAAGAUUGUUGUGGCAGCCACUCACUGACAGCUUUUCGGAUGCAUAAAGCCUGUCUGUCAUCUGACAGUGUUCCAGUUUUCUCAGUGGGUCACCAUGUUGUUGUCAGCCAGUGGAGGAAAGGUGGAUAAACUCACCACCCGGGAAGAGUAGAAAUGUAGCAAGUAAUGAGCUUUGUUCUCCAACAGUCCUUUAUUUGUAGAGCUUCACUUUCAAUUAACAUUUGUACCUUCAGUUAUUAUUGUACCAUUCAAUAUCUUGAGGUGGUAUGGGCAGAAAUUUAUGAAUAUAUGUAAUUUACCAGAAAUAUAGGCUUGUAUUGUGCCUUUGUACUUCUCUUCAGCUUCAGUAUAUAUACGCUACAAGCAGAUGAACUUCCUCCCUCUUUUGGGGUGUUCUUUACUACAACAGUAGCUGAUGACUUCAUUCAUAUUGGCUCUUUAAGUCUUCUGGGGCUAACAUUUGUUUUUCUGAGUGAAAAUGCCAUAGUGCCCUCAGCAGACAUAAGCACAAUGACAUAACACUGCAGUGCAUGCUGUCUCUUAGCUUCUCUCUACACGUGUUUGCAUGUUGGAAAAUCUGAAGAGCUGCUGUAUAAAUUGCAACAUUAUUUACCCAAUACAGGUGGUUUUCUGCAUCUCCUUUUUGCUCGAAACUGCCACUAACUCAGAAGUUAGUGAUGGCUCCAAGGGAAGUUUUGGAAGCACAGAGGAUGCAGGGAGCAACUCUUCAGUAGUUUACAGGCUGCUAUAAAUGUCUUUUCAGCAACGAAAUGUAGCAUUUUAGCAGUAAUUUCCUAGUGAAAACACUGAGCGUGCUUAUCACUUAAGAUUUUAAGGAAAAAAGUGUCAGACUGUGUAGUUGUAUCUCAUAUAAUUUUGACACUUAACCAGUUUUAUCUAGAUGUUCAUGCUGUACCAACCAACACAGACCUGAAAGGUGACAGCCAUGUUUUUGUUACACAAGAAGUCACAGUUUUCCAGAGGUUCUGCUUUGGUUUUUUGUUUCUUUACCACAUUUUCACUGCAGAGGUAUUUUUCUAUAUAGUUACCUGAGGCUUCCUUUCACCAACCAAAAGAGUCUGUAGCCCUCUGCACUGUGAAAGGCAAAGCCCUGUGGAGAGACACGGGCUUCCACUUGCCCAGCAAAUUAGCAGAAAUUUCACCCAAGCCAUAAAAGCCUCUUAUGUUAAUCUCUGUUUAUGUAAUUAAAGCAAUUAGGGAUAGGAGCUUCAGGAAUAAUGAGGUCUCUCUAUCCUCCAUUUACUCUCUCUGUGCUUCAUAGGGAUUUAAGGGUUCUUUUUUCAAGGCUCAGCUGUGUCUCUUCAAACCAGUGCAGUCUAAGCAUCUGUGAGAUGCAGUUUAUGGAGAUAGCAUUGGAGCGUGAAAGAUUUACUUCUGGUAGCAAGGAAAAACGCGUGUCCCUGUGGACAUGGACACUUGCAAACAAGUCUGAUACCGAGAAUUAAAAUAAAUGCUUUCAAGAUGGUACCAGUACAUCAGACUGUUCUACAGUGGGGUUUUUAGCUUUUGUCAUUUGUAUUUUAUUUUGUGAAAAAAGGAGUUGGGGGGAUCUCAGAUUACAUGGGGAAUAUUAGAAGUAUAUCACUCAACAAUCAUUUUAUAAAGUCUAACUUCAAAAUGCACUAUGAUUUAUUACAAAACUCUAUUUUCUUCUGUUUGCCGAUGACAUGGUGGUUCCAUUUUGUGAUAAGUUAAACUCAGCAGUUAAUUUGUUGCACUGCCUGGCUGCAUGAAUUCAUCCAGUGUACAUACGUACCUGUGCAGCAUUACUUUUGGGGUUUGUAUUUGAAUUUGCAGUAUUGAUUAUUAUUUUUGUAUUUUACUUUGCCUCUGUUAUUGGAAUUGUAGUAAACAUAAUUUAUACAUAUGAUUUUACAACUGUUUUGCAACUGAAAAGUCUCCUUUAAAUUGUAAAGUUUUAUUGAUGGAUACUCAUUAAAAUGGUAUAAGAAUUAUAUUAACAAUUGUUUUGUGUUUUGAUGCUCUCUGUAUAUAAAUAUAUGUCUAUUUAUCUGUUUAAUGGUGCUUGUGUCUUGCAAUUUUGGAUACAUUUUAGAAUAAAGUUUCAUUUUACAAGAAGUAGUUGUAUUUUCACAAGCUGUGUCCCAAAAAACCCGCAACCAAACACCUUUUUUCCAUAAAUAACUAGGGUUAUAAAGAAGCAUACAUAAAACAUUUAUAACUUCAGGCAGUAAUACAUUUGUUUCUAGAAUGUACAAGUAUCCUCUCUACAGAAAUGCACAGCUCUGUACUGCAGCUGAUUUACUGCAGUAGCUGACAUCUGUAUUUAAAACAUUCCCAAAACAAUGCAUUUUGGAACACUUCUUCCUAGCUCUAAUAGCUUUACUUUACAGAAGAUUUAUUCACAUGUAAGGCUGAGCUAAUCAUUUAGUAACAGGAAAAGAUGCACAAAGGUGCUUCCACAAAGGCUGCCUUAGGUCUGGCUGCCUUAGGUCCAGCUACCUCGGUGAUGCCACAGGUGCUGCUGUAGCUGUGCCACAGAAAGUAAUUUCAAGUGGGAAACUAUUGAAAAGCACAGAUCACCUCUCUGAACUGUGGCCAGAAGCUUAAUUUCUCUUUUUCAGCAAUGAAAGGAGAACAGUACCGACUUGGCAGGUAUUACCUGAGCACCAAAAGCUCUAAAACACUGUUUUAAUUCAAUGGAGACUCUCUAAGAAACCACAGGAGUCAGCUUCAGUGGUUCCUUUGCAGUCCAUUUACGCUACUUUAGCUUCUAUCUCCUAUAGCUGGAGGGCAAAGGAAAUGCUUGUGAAAGCAGAGAAUCAUUUGAGAAACUCAUUUUAGAGUUCCCUGGCCUCACUGCCCAGAUGUGUCUGCCACUGGCACUGCUUAUUUGUACCCCCUGAAUGACCUCUUUCCCCAAAGGCCAAGUGCAGAUCAGAGGUGUGAUUUUGAAACAACACCUUUCUCUUGCUCCAGCUGCUUCUCUUUCCCCUCACCCCAAGCAUGUGCUCCCCUCACACUGCAGGUUUUUCACGUGAGCAGAUUUCUAUUUUACUUUGCCCCCCUGUAAUUCCAGCAGCUUUGUAGCUCCUCAUCUCACAGCAAACAAGAGAUCCAUAACAGGCCAGGCACCUGAUCUUUGGGACUGUGCUUAAGAGAGGUGCAGAAAGCUACCCAUGGAAGAACAACAAACAGCACUGUCUUAGAGAAUGCCUGAGCGUGACAAAAUAAACCUGAAAACAAAUCUACAAAUUGCUGGCCUAGGCAGGCAAAAUACAAGUUAAGGGUUGGGGUUUUUUUAAUAGGAAAAUGUUCCGUUCUGUUUACAGAAUUUUUCUUCUAGCAUCUAGGAUCCACAGUGUGAGAAACUGAUACUCUGAGUUUUUGUCAUCUGGAUUGAGCAGUUGAGGAAGGAGAAAACACUGAGUGCAAACCUUUUAGACAUCCUCUUCAGGUAGCAUGGCCAAGGUGUCUCUCUGCCAUGACAGUCUAGUUUUUCUCUUCACAGAAGCCAGAGGAGAGAGAAAACCAGCAAAUUCUUUUUUUUCCUGAAGCAACAGAACAAAAAUAAAUGUAGGGAAUAGCACAACAUGCUGAUUUUCAGAGCCAGGAUCUUCUGAAAUGUAACAAGUGAGAUGAUACAGCCAUGGUGUGGCUUGAUAAAAAGAGUAUGUGCAUAGAAACAGAGAUAGUGCUAUAGCAGUGCAAUGAUAGGAACAGACUGUGUGGGAACAGAACCCCUAGUGCCUGAGAAACUCUUGGUUAAAAUUCAAAUUUUCCUCGCUGUUACAGGUUAAAGCUGGAUCCUUAACAAUGUUUAAAUGAACAAGUGUUCAUGAUAUAAACUCGUGGAUGUAUGUUUCUGAGAAACAUGGGAAGCCCUCUCUGGAACAGUAACUACCAAGAGGAAAGGUUGUAAAGAAGGGCUACAGGAAACAGUCUUGCUGCUGCUUUGAAACCACACAGCAAAAUAGUGAAAUUCAAGCUUUGCAUUCUUUCCUGAAAACCAUUUACGGUUUAUACCCUCUGCUACAUUGCAAUAACACAUCUGCCUCAUGAACAGCCGACAAGCCCAGGCACUGAGCAUCCCCAAACUGGCCGAGUCUUCCGUAGCAAUAACACUGUAUUGCUGGCAAUAGUAAAACUUCCACCCUCCUGACAGCUCAGAAGCCAUUGCUCUGCCCUUGCUCAGUGGUGCUUGUAUUUUCGCAGUGUGCAGGAGCAGCAGUAUCCUACCAGCCAUGUGAGGAGGUGGUAAGAGAGGGAGUUCUCUGUGAGCUCUCAAGCUGUUGACUCGUGCAGGAAUAUGUGACCGGAGCUGUGCCACAGAGGAGGGAAUCAAAACAUCCAUGCUGGAAAUGCCAGUGGUUCCACUGCCUCUGGAGAUGGGAACGUGUUUGCCCUGGUGUCGUGGUUGCAAGGGAGGUGAAUUUUUUUUCCAGGGGGAUGUGGGCAGUCCAAUCAGUAAUCAGCUUUUCUGCUGGCACCUGGAUUGGUCACUCGGAGGUUUGGACACGCCUCUGAGGACACAAAGAGUUAAAAGCAGGACCCCCAAGGGGGUUCGGCCUCUUUUCAGAUCCUGGUUUCAGCAGAGAGAUGUCUCAGGUCUCCUUCCCCUGCCCAGCCACGAGGCUGGGUGGGGGAGGGGAAACACGUGGUCGGCUCAGGUAAGCCGGAGCCCCCGCGGGGGGGAGAAGAGAGGGGACAGGACUGGAACUGAGCUGCCCCGUCCAGGAUGGAGGGGUGGAAAACUGUGGAAGUGCCUUCUGUGUGUGCUCACCCCCCUCCACCCCCAAACUCCGGGAGAAGGUGCCCAGCCACGUGGGAGUUGUGGAGCCUGGGAGUGCCUGAGCCUGCACCCUGCCGAGAAAAAACUGUUAACCCCUGCUUGGCAGAAAGAAACUUUUCUUAGACAUUGAUUCUCAUGACUGGUGGUUUCGGAGAGAGGGAAGCCGCCUGAGACCAAGAUGAUAAAGCACGAUUGGAAAGAACCCGAUGGAAGAAUGAGAGGAGUAGCCUUCGGAGCUGGACUUCUCUUGCAUAAUGUCAGCCAUGGACUGAACUUAAGUCUCUUUUGAACAUAAACUGCAUUUUUGGGUGGAUGCAGCUGCCCUUGCUUUUGCUACAGUGACUGGCACUUGAAGAGUGGAGCGAGCAGAGAAAAGAGGGGGAGGGUGUGGUGGUGCCCUCUGCCCUCAGGGCAGACCUGCUCCUGGAACCCCGGCCCCUGGGUAAAAAGGGGAGAGCUCAGCAUGCAGCAUCCUUAAAAGAGCCCUGUAUGUAGUUUUGGCCUAUGAGACAGCGGUGAGAGCGCUGGACAUAGGAAAAAGAGAGUGUCACCCUGGCAGACUUCUCUGGGCGGUGCCACGGGUGACAUGGGAACACAUAAGGAGGAGACCUGUGUGUUCUGGAGAACAGUCUGUGGUGCGAGAGAGACUCCUCUCUCCCUUGCUGAAUUGAAGAUUAGUUUUUUUUGAGUGGUGAUUGUUUGAUCUAAAACCCAAAGGUUUGUCUGUGAAAAGUGAUGGGUGGGGAGGUAGAAACUGGGAGAAGAAAUGUUCUAAGAAGUUUUUAUUUCUGUCUCUGUGUGUGUUUAAGAGUAUUUCUGUCCCUGUUCUUAUGUAAUUAAUAAAGUUUUGGUGGGUUUUUUUGUUUUCAA
Prinia subflava (tawny-flanked prinia) is the source of this 17063-nucleotide messenger RNA. RefSeq names its product single stranded DNA binding protein 2 (gene SSBP2). The transcript has 18 exons. The record is from RefSeq and is a predicted model, not a curated record. Gene Ontology annotation, cellular component: nucleus. Bases 141 to 1259 code for a protein of 372 amino acids. Gene Ontology annotation, biological process: positive regulation of transcription by RNA polymerase II. NCBI's taxonomy places the organism in Eukaryota, Metazoa, Chordata, Aves, Passeriformes, Cisticolidae. Gene Ontology annotation, molecular function: single-stranded DNA binding; protein binding.